This is a messenger RNA of Alligator mississippiensis (American alligator), 3920 nucleotides long. It is a transcript of the gene MAPK7, whose product is annotated as mitogen-activated protein kinase 7. Gene Ontology annotation, biological process: cell surface receptor signaling pathway; intracellular signal transduction; protein phosphorylation. The transcript is spliced from 6 exons. Gene Ontology annotation, molecular function: MAP kinase activity; ATP binding. The coding region runs from base 611 to 3508 and encodes 965 amino acids. NCBI's taxonomy places the organism in Eukaryota, Metazoa, Chordata, Crocodylia, Alligatoridae. Gene Ontology annotation, cellular component: cytoplasm; nucleus. The record is from RefSeq and is a predicted model, not a curated record.
GGGGCGGGGCAAGGACCGCAGGCGGCGCGGGGGGUCCCCCAGGGGUGGCAGGCAGGUGUCGGCUGCUGAUGACGUAGCAGCGAUGUCGCAGCUGCCGGAGGCCUAGGAUCCCUCCCUGCGCCUCGGCCCUUUUAAUCCCCCCGCACCCACGCCGCGCUGCUCCCUUGGCCCCGAUUGGCCGUCACCGCCGGAAAGGAGGGGCCUGAUUGGCGGAAGAGGCGGGACCUCCGGGGGCCGGGGUGUGUUGCCAUUGGCCCCCUGGCGGAAGUCCCGUUCUACACCGCGGGCCGCACCCUGAUUGGCUGGGGCGGGGCCCGCGGGGGCGGGGCCCCGGGUAGCGGCGGCGGCAGCAGGACGGGGAGCGGGUGAGCGUCGCCAUGGAGACCAGCCCCGCCCCCGCGGGCGCCUGGGGUGCCCACAUCAUCCCCCCCACCCUCGGACACCUGAGCCCCACCCCGGCCCUCGGACGCCCCGGUCUUCUGGGCCUGCCCCUCCCCUGGGAUCCUGGCCCCGCCCCCUCCCCUGGCCCCGCCCCUCCUGGACACCUGGGCCCCCCACUUGCCUCCCGUCGCAGCCCCGCCCGCACUGAGCCACCCUCCCCUCAGGCACGAUGGCGGAGGCGGCGGGCGACGCGGGCACCCGGGCGGGGGCGGGGCUGGCGCUGCUGCGGGAGCGCUCGCUCGACGUCACCUUCGAGGUGGGCGACGACUACGAGGUCAUCGAGACCAUCGGCACGGGCGCCUACGGCGUGGUCAGCUCCGCCCGCCGCCGCGCCACAGGGCAGCAGGUGGCCAUCAAGAAGAUCCCGAACGCCUUCGCGGUGGUGACGAGCGCCAAGAGGACCCUGCGGGAGCUCAAGAUCCUGAAGCACUUCAACCACGACAACAUCAUCGCCAUCAAGGACAUCCUCACGCCGCCCGGGCCCCGCCCUGACUUCCGCGCCGUCUAUGUGGUGCUGGACCUGAUGGAGAGCGACCUGCACCAGAUCAUCCAGUCGGGGCAGGCGCUGACACCCGAGCACGUGCGCUACUUCCUGUACCAGCUGCUGCGGGGGCUGAAGUACGUGCACUCCGCCCACGUGCUGCAUCGCGACCUCAAGCCCAGCAACCUGCUGGUCAACGCCACCUGCGAGCUGAAGAUCGGCGACUUCGGCAUGGCGCGGGGCCUGGCGGCACGACCUGAGGAGCACGCCGCCUUCAUGACAGAGUACGUGGCCACGCGCUGGUACCGCGCACCCGAGCUGCUGCUCUCGCUGCAUCACUACACCCAGGCCAUUGACGUCUGGUCGGUCGGCUGCAUCUUCGCCGAGAUGAUGGGCCGGCGCCAGCUCUUCCCUGGCAAGAACUAUCUGCACCAGCUGCAACUCAUCCUGGGGGUCCUGGGGACGCCCUCGGCCAAGGUGGUGGGUGCCAUCGGCGCUGAGCGAGUGCGGCGCUAUGUGCAGGGGCUGCCACCGCGCCAGGCUGUGCCGCUGCACGCACUCUACCCGCAGGCUGAGGCGCCGGCGCUCGACCUCCUGGCCCGCAUGCUGCAACUGGACCCAGCUCGGCGCAUCACGGUGGUGGACGCGCUGGCCCACCCCUACCUUGCCAAGUACCAUGACCCUGAGGAUGAGCCCGAGUGUGUGCCAGCCUUCGACUUUGCUUUCGACCGCGAGGUGCUCACCAAAGAGGAGGUGGAGGCUGCCAUUUUGGCCGAGAUCGAGGACUUUCGGGCACGGCGGAGGCUCACAGCCAAGCCCGCGCUGAGGCCUGUGGUGUAUCCGACGCCGCCGGGCAAUGACAUCAGUGCGAGCGGUGCCCAUAUGGCUGACAUCAACAUGGCCGAUGCCAAUAUGGCCGGCAGAGCCAACAUGGCCAGCACCAGUAUGGCUAAUGCCACCAUCAACAUGGCUGACGUCAAUAUGGCCACCAGUACUAACAGGGGGACUGGUGCUGACAUGGCUGCCAACGUUAAUGUGGCCACCGUCAAUAUGGCUGACAUCAAUAUGGCCACCAACAGCAACACAGGGACCAGCGUUAACAUGGCCGCCGUCAACAUGGGUGACAUCAGCAUGGCUGCCAACGUUAAUAGAGGAGCCAGUGUCAACAUGGCUGCCAUCAACAUGGCUGACCUCAAUAUGGCUGCCAAACCCAAUAGGGUGGGUGAUGUCAACAUAGCCGCGCAUGUCAAGAUGGCUGAUGCCAAAAUGGCCGCCAGCGCCACCCUGGCUGCCCAUGUCAACAUGGCUGCUGAGCUCCCGCAGGCCCCUGAUGCCAAGGCCAAGAUGCUGGCCGGGACAGACUGCACCAUGGAGUCACCGAGGGCGGGCCCAGCCCUUGCCCAAGCCCCGGGGGAGGUGAAGGCGGAGCCGACAGUAGCCCUGCCCCCCAAGCGGGAGGGUGCCAUCUCGGACGACACCAAGGCGGCGCUCAAGGCCGUGCUGCUCAAGUCAGCGCAGAGGCACCGCGGGCGAGAGGCGGUGGUGCAGGGGGCGGGGCCAGAGGCGGAGCCACGCCGGGCAGUGACGGCACAGGAGCGGCAGCGUGAGCGGGAGGAAAAGCGGCGGCGGCGGCAGGAGCGGGCGCGCGAGCGGGAGCAGCGGCGGCGCCGGGGUGGGGCUGGGGGUCCUGUGGGGGGCGGGCCUGGCGGGGGGGGCGGGCCUGGCGGAGCAGGUGCGGGGCCUGGCGGCCUAGUGCUGAGCGAUAGUGACCGCAGCCUGCUGGAGCGCUGGACCCGCAUGCGGGACCGGGCCGGCCACGCCCCCAGUGCCGCGGCCUCCAUCGAGCUGGGAGCCGGGGAUCACGUGACCACAGACCCUGCUCCACGUCCUGCGGCCCCUGCUGGGGCAGUGACUCUCGUGACCUCUGACCCCACGGGCCACCUGACCCCCGCCCCUGUUGGAGCUGUGGUGCAGGUGACCGCUGGGGUCAUUGCCAGUCACGUGGCCCCUGACCCAGCUGGUCACGUGACCCCCGCCCCUGUUGGAGCCGUGGUGCAGGUGACCUCCGCGGUCAUCGGUCAUGUGACCCCACUCACCACCGGGGCUGUGGGUCACAUGAACCCAGCAACCGUGGUGCACGUGACCCCAGGGGUCAUCGGCCACAUGACCCCGGCCCCUGCGGGCCAUGGAGCUGCCGCGGUGCCCGCCUGCCUCAAUUUCCCCACCCCGCCAGUGCCUGCCGGCCCCUGGGCCGCCGAGACCCCCGACGUCGCCACGGUGACGCAGCAGCUGUCCCGGUCCCAGGUGGAGGACCCGCUGCCGCCUGUCUUCUCGGGGACGCCCAAGGGCAGUGGCGCCGGCUACGGGGUCGGCUUCGACCUGGAGGAGUUCCUCAACCAGAGCUUCGACAUGGCCGACGCGCGCGACAGCCAGGGCGACUCGGCGCCACUGUCGGCCUCGCUAUUGGCCGACUGGCUGGAGGUGCACCGCAUGAACGCCGCCGACAUGGAGUCGCUGCAGCGCGAGCUCCAGCUCGGCUCUCCCAUGAGCCUCAGCGGCGACCUGCCUGACCUGGCCGAGCCCUAGCCCCGCCCCUGCGCCUGGCCACGCCUCCUCGCCAGUGGGCCGCCAGAGAUGCCCCGCCCACUGGGAGAGGAGCCAGGCUUUUUGGGUGAAGCUCGGCCCGCUUGAGGAUAAGCCACGCCCCUUGAAGCAAGGCCGGCUCCUUGGGAGAGAAACCACGCCUCUUCGAGGAAGCUCCGCCCACUGGAGAGAGGUCACAGGCCCUUCAAAGCUCCGCCCACUCGGAGAUAAGCCACACCCCUGGAAGAAAGUUGAGCCUGUUGGGGCAGCCACGCCCCCUCGGGGGAGGAAGGCCUCCCCUUGAAGAUAGCGCGGGGCGGAAAGAAGCCACGCCCCCUGGCUGGGCGCACGCGGGGGGGGCGGAGCUUCUCCGGGCCGGUGUACCGCACUUUCCUAAUAAAACUGGAGACUCCGA